GACCCACUCAUUGCUGGGCGGUUAACGCCCAAUGGAACAGAGGCAUUUGCAGCCAGCGCUGGAGAUAGGGUGAUUUCCAAGAGAUGACAGCUCCACUACGGAGAAGAGUGUGAUGAACUUCGCAGUGGGCGCUUGUGCCAGGCAGCAUUGAUUCGAAGGAAGAGUCAUUCAUUAGUGACCCGGACCGCAGCUUUAUCUCUGCCUGGGCUCUGGUCUCCUAUCUUCGCGGCCCUAGUCUUCCAUUCUCAGUCACUCCUUUGACCUCUGUUCCCCUUGCUUCAGUUCGUUCAGUUUCUUUUGCGAGACCGUUUUUGCUUCUCAAGGGCUGUGGCUGGACCGCAACCCUGAUCUCGUUCUUUUCAGCCUCCUGCAAGCGGGCUCUUGUCCUUCUUUUAUACGUUCGGCCAACAUGGCUGACAGCAUGUGGUAUGCGUUCCUCAACGACGAGCUCUGCUACGUCUCCCUGUGGAUAUUCGCGUGCCUGAUUGCGAUUAUCUUCAUCUGGCAGACCACGCAGCAGCUUGCGGCCCAUCUCCGGCGACUGGCAACCUUCACCGACCCUUCCCAAAAGUUCCACCGGGUUGCUGACCCCCGACUCUCAUGGCUCAAGCGGCAUCUCCUCUACGCGCCCCUCUGGCACAAUCGGCACAACCGAGAAAUGCAGCUUUCCCGUGCCGUCAACAUGGGCACACUGCCCAGUCGGUUCCACGCCCUCCUGCUCACCUUGCUUGUCGUCCUGAACGUGGUUCUUUGCACCAUCACGAUCCCUUUUGGCUUGGAGGAGUCCACGGUGGCAGUUCAGAUCCGGAAUCGAACGGGGUACAUGGCGACGGCGAAUCUGUUUCCGCUGUUUGUCAUGGCAGGCCGCAACAACCCGCUGAUCUCGCUGCUGCGGGUCUCCUUCGACACCUGGAACCUCCUGCAUCGGUGGCUGGGCCGGAUUGUUGUGCUGGAGGCGUUGGCGCAUGUGGUUGCGUGGGGGGUGCCCAAGGUGCAAGAUUAUUGGUGGAAGGGGAUGCUCGCAACGCUGAGCAAGCCCUUCAUGUUCAAUGGGUUGAUGUGCAUGGUGGCCCUCCUCAUUAUCCUCGUCCAGUCGCCCUCGCCGAUCCGGCAUGCCUUCUACGAGACCUUCCUGCACCUCCACAUUGCACUCGCCUGCAUCGCGCUGGGAUUUGUGUGGCAUCACGUCUACCGCUACUCGUGCAAGUUCUACCUCUACGCAGCGGUCGCCUUCUGGGCAUGCGAGCAUCUAGCCCGCUUCCUGAUCCUCCUGCACCGGAACUUCCGCGCUGGAGCCCGCACCACAGCCUACGUUGAGGUUCUUCCGGGCGACACCAUGCGGGUGACCCUGCACGUUGCGCGACCGUGGCGCUUCUCGCCAGGCCAGUAUCUCUUCCUCUGCAUCCCGUCCGUCGGAGGCUGGACCUCGCAUCCCUUCUCCGUAGCCUGGGCGGGAGACACGAGCGCAGCAGCAGCAGCAUCACUCACCGAGAAGUCAUCCAACAAUUACCUCGCACAAGGCACGGCAUCGCAAAGUAUCUCCCUGCUCAUCCGACGCCGCACGGGGUUCACCGACAAGCUAUUCAAGACAGCCCUCACCCACCAACACUCCUACCGCAGCACGUUGUCCUACAGCGACGACCCCAGGGCAAGCGGCCCCUCCUUUCAAGCGCCCCAGACCACCCCUCCGCUCCGCGUAUCUGCCCUGGUAGAAGGCCCAUACGGCAACCUCCAGACCCUCGACUCGUACGGCACCGUCCUCCUGAUCGCCGGCGGAGUAGGCAUCACCCACUGUCUCCCCUUUAUCCCCCACCUUCUGCACGGCUACACGACCGGCACUGUCUCCGCCCGCCGAGUCACGCUGGUGUGGAUUGUGCAGGCCCCUGAACACCUGGAGUGGAUCCGGCCGUGGAUGACGGAGGUGCUGGCGAUGGAGGAUCGGAGGGCGGUGCUGCGGGUGAAGGUGUUCGUGACACGGCCGCGGAGCCCCAAGGAGAUCAAGAGCCCCAGCGCCACGGUGGAGAUGUUCGCUGGGCGGCCGGACGUGCAGACGGUGGUGGAGAUGGAGGCGGCCGGCCAGGUCGGGGCGAUGGGGGUGAUGUGUUGUGGGAAUGGGGGGUUGAGCGAUGAGGUGCGGCGGGCGUGUCGUGCGGUGCUGGAGAGAGGAACGGCGGUGGAUUAUAUCGAGGAGAGUUUUACUUGGUAGGUGGUGGUGGGGAUGAUUGAGAGUUGUUGUUGUAGUGGUGGUGGUGGUGGUGAUGGUUGUGUCGUGUGUGUGUCGGAAUCGGUG
This is a messenger RNA of Aspergillus uvarum CBS 121591, 2290 nucleotides long. RefSeq names its product ferric reductase family protein. Lineage: Eukaryota; Fungi; Ascomycota; Eurotiomycetes; Eurotiales; Aspergillaceae. Gene Ontology annotation, biological process: intracellular iron ion homeostasis; copper ion import; iron ion transport. Gene Ontology annotation, molecular function: ferric-chelate reductase activity. The transcript is spliced from 4 exons. The coding region runs from base 410 to 2206 and encodes 598 amino acids. Gene Ontology annotation, cellular component: plasma membrane. The record is from RefSeq and is a predicted model, not a curated record.